This is a messenger RNA of Olea europaea var. sylvestris, 708 nucleotides long. RefSeq names its product disease resistance protein RPP13-like. The transcript has 3 exons. Gene Ontology annotation, biological process: defense response to other organism. The coding region runs from base 1 to 708 and encodes 235 amino acids. Lineage: Eukaryota; Viridiplantae; Streptophyta; Magnoliopsida; Lamiales; Oleaceae. The record is from RefSeq and is a predicted model, not a curated record. Gene Ontology annotation, molecular function: ADP binding.
AUGACAAGUGACUCGUCAAAGCUCAACGUUGUCAUGAUUCAUGGGAUGGACGGAUGUGGUAAGACUACUCUAGCUGAAAAUGUUUUCAACGAUCCACUUACUGAAUAUCACUUUCCAAUUCGUGCAUGGAUAACUGUUUCUCAAGAAUAUAGUGAGCGAGAAAUCUUGAUUCGUCUCUUAGAUUCGAUAAAACAACUUGAUGAUAGUAUGCGUGAAGCAAGAGAAGAACAAUUAUCCGAGCAUUUGUACAAAAGCUUAAAGGGUCGCAAGUACCUUAUUGUAAUGGAUAACGUACGAGAUACUAAGGUCUGGGAUUUAGUAUGGAGAUUACUACCAAAAGACGAUGAAGGAAGUCGAGUCCUAUUAACUACUUCAAAGCCAAGUGUAGUUGAUUACGUCAAAGCCAACUUGCAUGAUUGUAUUUACACGCUCUUGGGUUUUAUUAGGAAUAGUGGCGUUAAGUCUACAUCCAUUGCUUUACUUGAGUCGCUGCUUUGUGAUGUUUUCAUCUGUGUCAAUGACAAACAUUGUGAUGAAAUUGAGCAAAAUAAAGCAGGAAACUAUAUCUUUACUUUUUUACGAUGUCUAGUGGCAGCCACCCCGGUUGUUAAGGAUGAAGCGUUAAUCCCAAUUACGAGAGCAAUACUAAGCGAGAUAAAACUAGAAAAUCGCAGUCCAAGCAAACAUAUGCGUACUGGUUUAACUUGA